UUCUAAUAUCUCUAGACCCUUUGUAUCACCCAUUGUUUUCUUGCCUGACAACUGUAUCGACUGCUUUUAUACUGCUCGACGUCUCAUCAUUUCUCUUAAAGACACAACGACCUUCUGAUAUCGCACCCAAGCCAGUAGUAGCGGCAUGGCGCGUCGCGCCCACUCCCCAGGUCCAGCCGCACUUCCCAAAGUCUCCUUCGUAAAGGUCGACGAGGACAUAUCACCAAAAGCAUUCGGGGUCGAUGAUAAACAGCAGAGGAGCUAUGGAUACAAUGAUUAUUCAGAGUUCCAUCGUCCAGAACCAUAUAUCCGACAUAUAGAACCGCUGGAGAGCGAAUUGAACCAGCAGGUGGAGUAUGACAUGGAUGAACAGGACCAAGAGUGGCUUGAAGCGCUCAAUCAAGAGCGCAAGAAAGACCAGAUCGGACCCGUAAGCUACGAGACAUUCGAGAUUGUGAUGGACCAGCUUGAGAAGGAGUGGUUCCACCUCUCCAAGAAGAUUCCGAAACCAGACAUGGCCCUUCCGUCCGAAGACUCCACUUGUGCUAUCUGUGAUGACCCGGAAGGAGAGAACACGAACGCGAUUGUGUUUUGUGACGGAUGUAAUUUGGCGGUUCAUCAAGAUUGUUACGGAGUUCCGUACAUCCCUGAGGGUCAGUGGCUCUGCAGGAAAUGUACCGUUUCACCUGAGAACCCAGUGUCAUGUAUCCUCUGCCCAAACGAAGGCGGAGCAUUCAAACAAACCGUUUCAAGUGAAUGGGUGCAUCUCCUUUGUGCAAUCUGGGUCCCCGAAACGAGGGUCGCGAACGAGGUGUUCAUGGAACCUGUUACGGGCAUUGAGAAAAUCUCGAAGCAGAGGUGGAAAUUGAAAUGCCAAAUCUGUGAUGUACGAGAAGGAGCUUGCAUCCAGUGUAGCAAGACCUCUUGUUUCCUUGCAUUCCACGCGACAUGUGCGAGGAAGGAUAAGUUACUCAUGCCGAUGAAAGCGAGUUCGGGCCUGGAGGCACCUAUGCUGCAGUGUUUUUGCGAGAGACAUCUACCACGCGAGCAAGCGAAAAUCCGAGAAGCCGCCCUCGCAGCUGAAGGCACCACCGCUUCCCGCAUCCACUCCCGCUCGCACACGCCCAGCGGCGACACCCCCAUGACUGACACGCCUAUCACCAGUAUCAGCACGGCCUCUCCCUCUUCCCCCAUACGUCACACCCUCACCGUCCCCCCACACAACCACAACCACACAACCCACCCCUCCCCCAAAUCCUCCAAAUCCGCCCGCGCCUACACAAAAUCGUACAAACCUGGCCCUCCCAUAGUGCCCUCUCUCAUCGUCACCCGCAUCCUGACCUAUAUUUCCAAGAUCAGUGUGCGGAAGAAGAGCGAGUUCGUGGAGAUGGUGUGUCGGUAUUGGAGCUUGAAGAGGGAGGCGAGGAGAGGGGCGCCGUUGUUGAAGAGGUUACAUUUAGAGCCUUGGACUGGUGGGGGUUCGGGUGGAGGUGGUGUGGGCGGUGGUGUGGGCGGUCCGAAUUCGAGGGUCAGUGAUGAGGAGAAGGCGAUUAAGCUUGAGCAUAUGAAGAGAUUGAGAGGCGAUUUAGAGAGGGUGAGAACUAUGGCGGAACUUUGUCGGAAGAGGGAGAGCAGGAAGUUGAGACAGACGCAGUUGGUGGCGGAUAUGAUCAAGACGGUUAUUUUCGCGCACGAGGACACGAUGAGGAAUGUGUUUGACAAGAUUGCUGCGAUGGACCGGAACGAUUACUUCAAGAACCCCGUCUCGAAAGUCGACGUCCCAGAUUAUCAUGAGAUCGUAAAGAAACCGAUGUGUUGGACUAUGAUCGAGGCGAAGCUUGAUAGACAUGAGUAUUGGGACUUGGCCGUUUUCAAGGGCGACAUCAGGCUCGUCUUAGACAACGCAAUGUUGUAUAAUAAGGCUGGAACGCCGUAUUAUAAGACUGCGAUGAGGAUCAAGGGUGCAUCGGGGCCGCUCUUGGAAGACUUGGAUGUGUUGGCCACGUCUGCUCCGUUUGAGUUCGGGCAAGGACCGCAGAUAAAGUCACAGCUUCCUACUCCAACUAUUGGGCCGCCGCCACCAUCAGAGCUGCCAGGAGAAGAUUCAACUUCGAUGGACCAUGCGCCCACUCAGCCCGAGGUCUCUGAGCAAGAAGUCUCAGAGGUCGAAGGACCUCCUGCCCCUGCAGUCCAAGACGAACCACCAACAGAACUAUUACAACCAACCGAACUACAUCCACUGACUGAUCCUCAGCCCUCCGCCUCCCACUCUUCUCAAUCCCUCACGACGUCUCACUCCACCGCUUCCUCCUCCACACUGACAAACCCAAUAGGCAACCUCGAACCCCCGCUUUCCUUCCUCAACCUACUCCUCUCUUCCUCCGUCAUUGAGGACAUGCAAGCUUCGUCAGACUUCAUCAUCACAUCCGCCCCAUUACCUUACAUCUUGACGUACGAACUCGGCGAACCCGUCCCUCCACCGCCUGCUCCUCCUACACCUCCACCGCCUCCGACACCACCACCCCAACCAGAACCUGUAUUCGCACCUUCUACUGCUUCGCGUCAUCAGUCUACCGCGCCCAAGGCCAAAGGUCGGAAGGAAAGAGCGAUCGAUAACAACCAGGACAAAGAGACGGAGACAGAUGCUGUGGCUACGGUUGAGGAGCCAGCGAGUGUGAAUGAGCCUAGUAGUGCAAAACCAAAGAGGGACAGGAAAGCGGAGAACGAGAGGAGGCGAGAGAAGGAGAGGCAGAAGCUGUUAGAUUUGAAUGCGGGCUUCAGGGCGCCUGUUGGAUUGAGGACAAGGAGGGCAGCUGCGGCGGAGGCGGCAUUUGAGCAAGAGGCGGCUACUGGCGGAAUAGGUCAACCCCAGGUGCAGGACGGCGACCAUGACGUGGGUGAUGACAGUGGUCAUGUGGAGGAUGUGAAUCGGAAUGUGGUUUCGGUUGAGCCGGAAGUUGAGGUGGGUGAGGAUGUGGAAGCUGGACCGAGCAGGACAGCGCCGACGUCGGAGGCGCAGGUGGAGGCUCAAGUGGAGAUCGAUGUGGAGGGAGAAGAGGUAGAUGUCGAUGUUGAGAUGACGGACGGUGGGGAUGCAGCACCAGCGUCUGCCCAGCUAUCGGUCGAACCAUCAACUCACCAACCUUCACCAUCCGACGAAGCCGAAGACGAAGCCGAAGCUCCGGCCAAACAGCCAGAUCUAUCCGCGAAGAGGGUGGGCGAUCGCAGUGGUACGAAGCGGAAGCGUCCCUCCUACACGCCCAACCAAGCACCUGCUAUCCUCGAAGAUGUGGGCAAGAGAGACACUUUCUUGAAUUUCGAUGCGGGCUGGAUCUUGCCGCAGGGGUCAAGAAGAGGUGGGAGGAAGCCACCGGUGAUUCAGAUGCCUGCUCCGGGAGAGUCCGUUCCAAAAAGAGCCAAACGAAUCCAUGCUUCAGAAGCAAGUAGGAGUCGUGAUACGGGGACGCAAGAGAGAGAAACGGCUACUGCUUCCGUCGCACCUACGGAACUUGCCACCGAAGACCACAGGGAGGUUUCUGUCAUUUCACCAUCAAGUAUCGUAGCUGUGGCGCAAGACGAACAUAUGGAUCCCGAAGCUCCUUCAAUGGAAAGAUCAGAUUACAAUCUCCACGAGGGCGUCACACAGCGUGAACAUUCCGUCCUCGCCAGUCAAACGUCUCGAACCUCGCCGUCCGUCGUUGAACGUUCGCCUUCUCCCCUCAGAACCCGAUCACGUCGCUCGACAGCUCGGUCCCAAACCCAAGUCCGGUCACAAACCCAGACCACAUCAUCACCUAAGUCUGCAAUCCCCAUCGUAUUAGAGCCAAAUACGACGCUAGUUAUGGGCGCGGACGGAAGGAUGGUUCUCGAGGUCUUGGAUACACCAAAGACGAGGAGGGAAAGGUAUAUGCAGCGGAAGAAAGGUUCGAAAGGCGAUAAAUCAAAUGUUGCUGGCGGUAGCUCGUCUCGGGCUGGACCUUCAAGCGUGCGGUCACUUGCCUCCGUGGCGGGUCCUUCACAUCUUCGGGUUUCGAUGCUGGCAGUUGGUGAUCCAGAGGUAGAGUCGGAGUUGAGUGCGUUGAGUGACUUGGAGGACGAUGGAGCGGAGGAAAGCAAAGAGCCUGAGUUCGAAGCUACAGAAGGGUCCCCACCGGUAGAAGAAUUUGAGCAGGUAGGGGCGUCCGAACCAGAAGAGGGAGCCGAACUGGUGGUGAAGUUCGUUGCAGCAGAGGCGUCGCCACCGGUCGAGGAAACUGAACCAAGGGAAGGCCAUGGACAGACGUCGGAGGCAGACCCGUCAGAGGGGCAUGAUCCGACGGUGGAUUCUGAACCUUUGAAGGGGCUCGCGCUGGACGAGGUGCCUGCGUCAGGCAAGGGAGCCACGCCGAUGGAGGAGCCUACACCACCGAGAGUAGAGCCCGAUGUUGAAUCGAGCCCAGAGGAAGAAGCACAACCCAAAGACGAAGAAGCCGACGUUGAAAUCGUACCUACAGAGCAGACUGAGAGUAAGAGUCGCACGAGGAGAAGUAGCGGAAAGAGAACGGGGAAGGGGAAAGGAAAAGGGCGAGUAAACGCACGAAGACAAGGAGACGCAACAGCAGGAACGCGGCAAUCCAGUGGGGAUGGUAUCAUCACGUUGGAGAAAGGGAAGUAUCUCGACGGCGGAACUCUUGUCUGGGCAAAGUCGCCGACAUAUCCAUGGUGGCCAGCCGUUGUAUUUGAACCGGAUGAUGAGGGUAUCCCCGACCGCGUAUUGGAUAAUCGUCCGCAGACGAAAGAGAAACUCCAUCUUGUGCGGUUCUACGACAAGUCUAAAUCCUGGGCAUGGCUAUCACUAGACCGUCUCUUCAUGCUGGGCGAGGAUAAGAAAUUCGACGAGCAGUUUCUGAGCCAGAGCCCACGCCAAAGGUUCAAGAACAAUAACUUGAGGUCUGAGUGUCGGGCAGCAUAUCAGAGCGCGAUAGCCGAGAUGGAAACAGCGGCCAACGGGGACUGAAAGCGACUUACCGAUUCAGAGUGAAUGCGUCCGACGCUGUUCUAUCAUUCUCUAUUAGUUUGUUUAUUUAUGUAUCACACUAUGUAUUUCUUGGAGCUCUCAGAGUCUAGACACAUCAGUUCGAUCUUAGCGUCCGCUAAACCUUUCAAUGUUGC
Stereum hirsutum FP-91666 SS1 is the source of this 5151-nucleotide messenger RNA. RefSeq lists its product as uncharacterized. The transcript has 18 exons. Gene Ontology annotation, molecular function: protein binding. Gene Ontology annotation, cellular component: MOZ/MORF histone acetyltransferase complex. The coding region runs from base 146 to 4996 and encodes 1616 amino acids. NCBI's taxonomy places the organism in Eukaryota, Fungi, Basidiomycota, Agaricomycetes, Russulales, Stereaceae. Gene Ontology annotation, biological process: regulation of transcription by RNA polymerase II. The record is from RefSeq and is a predicted model, not a curated record.